Messenger RNA from Hydra vulgaris (swiftwater hydra), 1577 nucleotides. NCBI's taxonomy places the organism in Eukaryota, Metazoa, Cnidaria, Hydrozoa, Anthoathecata, Hydridae. The record is from RefSeq and is a predicted model, not a curated record.
GUUAAAGAAUACAAAAUAAAAAAAAAUUUAAUUUAUGGUAAAUGGAAACAGGUAUAAAUUCGUGUAAUCCAGUAUACAGCCAUAUUAAUCGAAGAAACCCUAAUGUUUUUGCAAAAAAAGCAAAAUUUAUUGAUAACUUUUUUGCUGUUGUAUCUAUUAUUACAUUCUUGAUUGAUAUUAUUACAGAUGCUUUAGUUGCUAAGCAAUACUUUGAAACUAAGAAAUGGAUAUGGUUUGGUUUAAGCUUAACUUUUAUUUUUGUUCCAUCUGUACUAAUACAAUUAUUUUCUACUCAAUGGCAUCACGAUGAUAGUGAAAAACAAGGAUGGCUUUCAAUUAUAUUACAUUUAUUGCAAUUAGCACCAGUUGAAAGGUAUUUUUAUGCAUUUUGGUAUGGUAGAAAAACUUUGUUAAGUGAAGAGUUGAAUGAAAAUGAUUUCAGGCUAUAUUUAAUUAAUUCACGAGAUGCAGCAAUGUUGCGGCUUCUAGAAGCGUUUCUUGAGUCUGCACCUCAAUUGGUAUUGCAGUUAUAUAUUUUAUCACAACUAAAUAGAGCUAUAGAUUUAAAUAAAGAUUGGAUGACUUUCCUUGCUGCAGUAGUUUCUUUAAUAUCAUUAUCAUGGUCAAUUGUUUCUUAUUCCAAAGCUUUGCGUUUGUGUGCAUUUGAGAAUGGGCUUUCACUGUCUGGAUACAUAUUUCAAGUAAUUUAUAGACUUAGCAUGAUUGCUUCUAGAAUAGUUGCAAUGGUUUUAUUUGCAUCUGAGUACACAUGGGCACUGUUUGUGGUAAUAUUUGUGCAUUGGCUUUGCAUGUUCAUAUGGCUUCACUUUCAAAACACGAAGUUCUGUGAUAGUUCAAACAACAUAAGACAAACUUUUUAUGAGUACACUUUUAUAAGUGUUUUGGCUUUUGUGUAUGUAUUUUGUUUUAUAAAUGCGAAAGAAAGAAUGACAAGACAACGUCUUGUAACGUAUUAUAUACUUUUUUUUGUUGAAAACUCACUGAUGAUUGCAGCUUGGUACGCUUCACGUAGAACAACCUUUGGUAUUUUGGAGUAUGGAGGCUUAGGUAUUGUUUGGGGUGCGUUUAUUUUAGGACUAGUAAGUAUGUUACUCUACUACAAAAUAUUCCAUCCUAAUGUAAAUGUCACAGCUGAUUGGCUUUGUUGUAGUAUAUUUCAAAAAAAGUCUGCUGUCCAGAAAAUAAAUUCCAUAAAAUGCCGUUAUCAAGUUGAAGCUAGUUAUCGAGAUGAACCUAGUUAUCGAGUUGAACCUAGUUAUCGAGUUGAACCUAGUUAUCGAGUUGAACCUAGUUAUCGAGUUGAAGCUUGUUCAUUAAGUCAAAGCUCGUUUUUGGAUCAAGAGAAUGAUUUAGAAGAACAAAACUCAAAAAUUUGUGAAAUUCUGAAUUUGCAACAAGUUGAUGGGAAGUUGUUUAUUGGAGUUAAGUUAACACCUCGAAUGGAUAUUACUUCUUUUAUGUUUCCGAAUAUUUUUGAAUAGGAGGUUUAUAGAUUUUUAAAAUUAUAAAACAAGGCUUAUAAAGUUGAAGAUUUGCAAAAACAGUCUUCAGUUUAA